Messenger RNA from Rotaria sp. Silwood1, 330 nucleotides. The record is from the annotation of a GenBank genome assembly. NCBI's taxonomy places the organism in Eukaryota, Metazoa, Rotifera, Eurotatoria, Philodinida, Philodinidae.
AUGAACACAAAAUCUAUUGAUGUUACAUCGAAUAGAUUAUCAUCAAUUACUAUUGAUCAUCAUACAUUUAAUAAUAUGAAAGAUAUACAUAAGAAAAAUUAUCUAUUUCAAAAUCUUAAAUUGUGUCAACCAAUAAAUAACAAUCAAUCACCUAUUGAACAACAAGAUUUUCGAUCACGUCAAACACUUAUAUCAAUUUUAAUUUGUUUACUUGUUUUAACUAGUGUGACAAUUAUUGUAUACCAGAUUUUGAAAUAUUUUAUUCAUGAAAAUAUUUCAAAAAAGAUCACAAUAAAUUGUAAGAAUACAAAUCAAACACAUACUAGAUGA